AUGGAGCAAAACAUCCUCUCCCAACCCGAAAUCUCUCCCCUGGAACACGAAGUCCUCGAAGAAUACGAGCGGUUAGCCAACAACAUGAAGCAGCUGGCGGCCGUGCUGGACGGCCUGGCGUCCAGCCCGUCGAUUGAGAUUCUGGACGGGCUGAGGGAUCUGGAGCGCAAGGCGAGCCUGGCGUUUACGCUGCUCAAGACGAGCGUGUACAGCAUUGUGCUGCAGCAGGAGUAUGGUGAGGGAUAG
Ustilaginoidea virens is the source of this 246-nucleotide messenger RNA. RefSeq lists its product as uncharacterized. NCBI's taxonomy places the organism in Eukaryota, Fungi, Ascomycota, Sordariomycetes, Hypocreales, Clavicipitaceae. Gene Ontology annotation, cellular component: DASH complex; mitotic spindle. The record is from RefSeq and is a predicted model, not a curated record. Bases 1 to 246 code for a protein of 81 amino acids. Gene Ontology annotation, biological process: attachment of spindle microtubules to kinetochore. The transcript is spliced from 2 exons.